GGACAUUUUUCUGCUUUGCGAAUGAACUUACAGAUUAAUUUGCGGCGUACUCGUUUAAAUGUUUUAGCACCGUUCAAACCCUCCUCUUUGACACCUAUAAUCUCGGUUUUCGCAUUUGAUUACUGUGAAGUUCAAUUUUUCAAGGAAAUGACUUUGGGAUGAGGAGCGCUGCUCCACCCGGCUUCUCGCGCAGCAUAAGCAGAAAGCGCAACGCCGCACAGCUUUCAACAGCACCGGUACACUCGCUGUAUAUAUGUUUAAGGAGCUGGAAAAUUAACGCCAAAUGGUUUAUUGUACUACGUGUAAUAGUUAAUCUAGGUUAAAGUUAGUAGACAGCAAAACUAAAGGCAGUUUAACUUUCGUUGGCGAGGGCGAAGCGGGCCACAGAUUGGACACGCUGGGGGAACAUCCGGGGCGCUUUAGGACCCAGCGGGCAUCCAGCGUGAAGCUCACCCCAAGAACGUGGGAGCGCGUAAGGCGCACUGCUGGGCAUGGCGCAGAGCUCGGCUUUCAGACGGCGGUGUGCCCAGGCCUUUGUGAGCGGCUUCUUCGUGGCUGUCCCAGUGACCGUGACCGUCCUUGACCGGCUGGCUUACAUUGCCCGUGUGGAGGGCGCGUCCAUGCAGCCGUCCCUGAACCCCGAAGGACAGACGGCGUCUGAUGUGGUGUUGCUAAGCCGCUGGAGCGUUCGUGACUACCAGGUUCAGCGUGGGGACAUCGUGUCACUCCUGUCUCCAAAGAAUCCCCGACAGAAGAUCAUCAAGAGGGUGAUUGGCCUGGAGGGAGACCUUGUUAAGACGCGGGGAUAUAAAAACCGGUACGUGAAGGUGCCAGAUGGCCAUUUCUGGAUAGAGGGCGACCACCAUGGCCACAGCCUGGACAGCAACAGUUUUGGGCCGGUCUCACUGGGCCUCGUCCAUGGCCGUGCCUCCCACAUCAUCUGGCCGCCGCACCGCUGGCAGAGAAUCACGCCUUCGCUCCCAGGGGGCCGCGUACCACUGCUGCACCACGACAGACUGCCCCCCAGAGACCAGGAGGAUUAAGGGGGGCGGGACACGCCAGCUUCAUGCCACCUGUGGUGUUCGCAAAAGGCGUAAACAUCACCUAUUUUACCAGCCUUCAGCCAAUGUGUGUCUCUGGCUGUUACGCAUUAGCAUUUUAUAACGUAAAUAAAUUCUGUUAUGAUUAAUUUAAGAA
Molecule: messenger RNA, 1197 nt
Organism: Brienomyrus brachyistius
Lineage: Eukaryota; Metazoa; Chordata; Actinopteri; Osteoglossiformes; Mormyridae
Gene: immp2l
Product: inner mitochondrial membrane peptidase subunit 2
Exons: 6
Coding region: 492-1043 (183 amino acids)
Biological process (GO): mitochondrial respiratory chain complex assembly
Cellular component (GO): mitochondrial inner membrane peptidase complex; membrane
Molecular function (GO): serine-type endopeptidase activity
Source: RefSeq, a predicted model, not a curated record